Molecule: messenger RNA, 663 nt
Organism: Cajanus cajan (pigeon pea)
Lineage: Eukaryota; Viridiplantae; Streptophyta; Magnoliopsida; Fabales; Fabaceae
Source: RefSeq, a predicted model, not a curated record
AUGUUCUUUAUUGAUUUCUGUUUUGUGUUGCCUUUGGUUAUCUUUUUUGCACCAAUAUAUGCUAUAUGUGAGAACAUUCAGGGCAUCACCAAACCUACGAUUCGUAGGUUGGCGAGAAGAGGUGGUGUUAAGAGAAUCAGUGGUUUGAUCUACGAAGAGACCAGAGGAGUUCUCAAGAUUUUCUUGGAGAACGUGAUUCGCGAUGCUGUCACCUACACCGAGCACGCUAGGAGGAAGACUGUUACUGCCAUGGACGUUGGCGUCGGCAUGACCAAAGCAGAUUUGGUGAACAAUUUGGGAACCAUUGCACGGUCUGGCACCAAGGAAUUCAUGGAGGCCUUGCAGGCUGGUGCUGACGUCAGCAUGAUCGGUCAAUUCGGCAUUGGUUUCUACUCCGCCUACCUCGUCGCCGAGAAAGUAAUCGUCACCACCAAGCACAACGACGAUGAACAAUGUUGUUUAUUCUAUCACCUCGGCGAGGUCGACAGCAUGGUCCUCGGCCAAGGUGGUUUUGACCACCAUGUCGUCAACAUAGACUUCCAUGUUCUGCCCGAUCUACUGGUGGAAAACCUUGUCCAUCAGUCGCUGGUAAGUGGCUCCUGCGUUCUUGAGACCGAAGGGCAUCACUCGGUAGCAGUAAUUGGCGUGAUCGGUAAUGAAUGA